Molecule: messenger RNA, 1683 nt
Organism: Thalassophryne amazonica
Lineage: Eukaryota; Metazoa; Chordata; Actinopteri; Batrachoidiformes; Batrachoididae
Product: zinc finger protein OZF-like
Exons: 2
Coding region: 3-1367 (454 amino acids)
Biological process (GO): regulation of transcription by RNA polymerase II
Molecular function (GO): RNA polymerase II cis-regulatory region sequence-specific DNA binding; DNA-binding transcription factor activity, RNA polymerase II-specific
Source: RefSeq, a predicted model, not a curated record
ACAUGCAAUCUUCACACAGAAAGGCCACAGACAUGCAGCAGAUGUUGCUGAUUAAAGAAGAAAUUCUUCCUGAACAGCAAAAGUGGAAUCUGAGUGUUGACCAGAAGGACAUGAAAGAGGAACAAGAGAAACUCUGGAUAUGUCAGCAGGGACAGCAGAUGACUUAUCCAGAGACAGAGGCUGAACAUGAAGCCAGCAGCUCAUCUGGACACACAGCACUGCCAGCUCAAGCUGUUGGAGAGGACUAUGGAGGACCACAACCAGCCAGCAACUCGGGUUCAAACAGUCCUUUUCAACCGGAUACCAGUGGUAGGAGUUCAGAUAGUUCUGAGACAGACACUGAUGACAGUCAUGAUUGGAAACAGACUAGAGGCCUUAGUUCAGGUUUGAACUCUCUAAAAAACAGCAAAUGUGGCAACACAAGAACAGAACACAAGGAAAAGCAAGCAAGUGAGAAACCAUUUAGUUGCUCCAUCCGGAGAAAAAAGAGCACUCUGAACAGAGAAAUGACAAUUCAUAAAGUAGAAAAACCAUUUAGUUGUUCUCAUUGUGAUAAAAGAUUUGGACAUAAGUGCAAUCUGAACAAUCACAUGAGAAUUCAUACAGGGGAGAAACCAUUUAGUUGUUCUGACUGUGGUAAAAGAUUUGGACAGAUGGGCACUCUGGACACACACAUGAGAACACAUACAGGGCAGAAACCAUUUGGCUGUUCUGAAUGUGGGAAAAGAUUUACAGAAAAGACCCACCUGACCAUACAUACGAGAAUUCAUACAGGAGAGAAACCAUUUAGUUGUCCUGACUGUGGUAAAAAAUUUAGACAGAGGAGCAAUCUGACCAAACACAUAAGAAUUCAUACAGGGCAGAAACCAUUUGGCUGUUCUGAAUGUGAGAAAAAAUUUGUCUGCAACGGUGACCUGAACAUACACAUGACCAUUCAUACAGGCCAGAAACCGUUUUUGUGUUCAGUUUGUGGUAAAAGAUUUAGAGAUAACGGUACUCUGAGCAAACAUAUGAGAAUUCAUACAGGGCAGAAACCAUUUGGCUGUUCUGAGUGUGGUAAAAGAUUUGUACAGGCAGGUAGUCUGAACAGACACAUGAGAAUUCAUACAGGGCAGAAACCAUUUAGCUGUACCGAGUGUGAAAAAAAAUUUAGAUGCAAGGGCGAUCUGAACGCCCACAUGAGAAUUCAUACAGGGCAGAAACCAUUUUGCUGUUCUGUGUGUGGUAAAAGAUUUAGUCGCAAGGCUGAUCUGAAUAUCCACAUGAGAAUUCAUACAGGGGAGAAACCAUUCUGGUGUUCUGAGUGUGGUAAAAGAUUUAGAGAAAAGGGCACUCUGAAUGCUCACAUGAGAAUUCAUACACGCUAAUCUCAAGCACCUCCAGUUCCAUUGUCAAGGGGUCGAACAGGACAGGUCCUGGUAUGAAGACGUGUCGGUGUAACAAACCAACUAAAAACUUAAGAAAUGCUAAGAUAGAAAAGUCAAAAAAUGAUAAGCUACGGUGCAUCUGGAAAAUAUUCACAGCACUUCAUUGUUUCCGCAUUUUAAUGUUAGUUUAAUUACAAAAUGGAUGAAAUGCAUAUUUUUCCAGAAAAUUCUUCACGCAAUACCCCACAAUGACAAUGUGAAAGGUUUUUUGUUUUGUUUUUUUGUUUUUUUUUUAUAGUGUUUACAGCCUUUGCUA